Molecule: messenger RNA, 2727 nt
Organism: Phyllostomus hastatus (greater spear-nosed bat)
Lineage: Eukaryota; Metazoa; Chordata; Mammalia; Chiroptera; Phyllostomidae
Gene: LEMD2
Product: LEM domain nuclear envelope protein 2
Exons: 9
Coding region: 47-1498 (483 amino acids)
Biological process (GO): negative regulation of BMP signaling pathway; nuclear envelope organization
Cellular component (GO): nuclear inner membrane
Molecular function (GO): chromatin DNA binding
Source: RefSeq, a predicted model, not a curated record
AAGAGCAGUUCCGGGUACGGUGCGCACCGGGGGCGGUGUCCUGGCCAUGGCCGGCCUGUCAGACCCGGAGCUGCGGCGGGAGCUGCAGGCCCUGGGCUUCCAGCCAGGACCCAUCACCGAUACCACCCGGGACAUCUACCGCAAAAAGCUGCGCUGCCUGAAGGAGGAGGCCCGGACGCGGAACGAGGAGCGGUUGCGGGAGGAGGCCCGCCUGCGCGCCCGGCCUGCCGCGGCCUCCCUUCGGGCAGAGCCCUGGCCCUCCCCGCCAGCCUCCAGCUCUGCCUGCGUUACCGCUGGGGCCUACGGCGAUCACGGCGCCUCCGCGGCUUCUUGGUCUAAGAGCCGCAACCUCGCCUACCCCGCCCGCCCUGUGCCGUUCAGGCGCCACGCCUCAGUACGGGGCAGCUCCGAGGAGGACGAGGACUCCCGGCCCCUCCACCGGGCCGCGCCGGGUCUCGGGACCCGUCGUUGGUGGGCCGCGUCCCAGACACCGGUGCGACUGCCCUCUGCCCUCCUCGGCCCCGAUGCGCGUCCAGGCUUGCGGGCGACGCGAGCGGGCCCAGCGGGCGCCGCGCAGGCCCAGCCCGAGGUGGGGCGGUGGUUGGAGCGCUGCCUGUCCCGGCUCUUGCUCUGGGCCAGCCUGGGGCUGUUGUUCGUCUUCCUGGGCAUCCUCUGGGUGAAGAUGGGCAAGCCUUCGGCGCCGCAGGAGGCGGAGGACCACAUGAAAUUAUUGCCAGUGGACUGUGAGAAAAAAACAGAUGAGUUCUGUCAGGCCAAGCAAAAGGCGGCCUUGCUGGAGCUGCUGCAUGAACUCUACAACUUCCUGGCCAUCCAAGCCGGUAACUUUGAGUGUGGAAAUCCAGAGAACCUAAAAAGUAAAUGCAUCCCCGUCACAGAAGCGCAGGAGUACAUAGCGAAUGUGACUGGCAGCUCCUCCGCCAAGUUCGAAGCUGCCCUGGCCUGGAUAUUGAGCAGUAACAAGGACGUGGGCAUCUGUUUGAAAGGAGAAGACCCAUCUGAAUCAGUGACAACCGUGGACAAGGUGGUCUGCUUGGAAUCGGCCCGCCCCCGCAUGGGUGUGGGCUGCCGCCUGAGCCGCGCCCUGCUCACCGCAGUCACCCACGUGCUCAUCUUCUUCUGGUGCUUGGCCUUUCUGUGGGGACUCCUGAUCUUCCUGAAAUACCGGUGGCGCAAGCUUGAAGAGGAGGAGCAGGCCAUGUAUGAGAUGGUGAAGAAGAUUAUAGAUGUAGUCCAGGACCACUACGUGGACUGGGAGCAGGACAUGGAGCGCUACCCGUACGUGGGCAUUCUGCACGUGCGUGACACGCUCAUCCCUCCGCAGAGCCGGAGGCGCAUGAAGAGGGUCUGGGACCGGGCUGUGGAGUUCCUGGCCUCCAACGAAUCCCGGAUCCAGACGGAGUCCCACCGCGUAGCAGGAGAAGACAUGCUGGUGUGGAGAUGGACUAAGCCCUCUUCCUUCUCUGACUCUGAGCGAUAAACUUCAACUGUAGCCCGUUCCCAGUCAGCCUGUCCCGGCCAGUCCCCUCAGGGGCUCAAGAAGGCCAGCAGACCUGCUGGUGCUGAAUUCACACUUGCCUUGACUUUCACCUCCUCCUGACCUUGUUUCAAAGGUCUCUCUGUAAGACUCUUCAGAGAUUAGCUUAGCAGGACAGUGCGAGCUUUCUUGGAGGCUGGAGGAGAGAGGCCAGGGGCAGGUGGGUAGUUUGUCCUCUGCUUUGGCCCCAUCUUCUCUGUGCUGUUCUGCUGGUGGAGAAGUGGAGAAGGGUUUGUUUUUCACAAAAAGAUAAAAGCAGCAGCUGUGAGAUCCUGUGGAGCGAGUGUGAGGUUGGGUGUGGACACUGGGCAGGGAGGCGGGAUGGGGCGGUGAGCUGGAGCAGCAGGGGUCAGGGAGCAGCUUAUCCAUGUGCCUUUGGGGGUUGUUACCUGGGAGCUCCAGGGUGAAGGGAGAAAGCCAUCCUCCAGCUGGAUGGGGCCUCUUAUCCUGAAGGGGGAAGGUGCUAGAAGUUAGAACAAGUGCUACAGGAGAAUUAUCUAGAAACGGAUGACCCUGGCACGCAGGCCCUCAGGUCAGGAGGUGUGAGCUGCUGGGUGGCUUCCUGGGAGGAACCUGGGGUAGUCACGGGGCCUGACAGCAGAGGGAGUGUUGGGGCUGCACCAGCCACCAUCUCCGUGGCCACCCAAGGAAGCCUCCCAGGGUGGGCCCCGUCAGUGGUGCUUCUCACUGAAGACAAGGUUUUAGACCAAACCUUCCGCCAGGGCACUGCAUCAUGCCCACAGUGCCGAUUCUGGGACUUCAGGAGCCUUGCACUUCCAGUGUGGGAAGAGCACCUUUGUUUACAGCAACCACAGCCAGCCAGGGGCUGGUUAACCAGAACCUUCAGCACACACUGAUUUCUGUGCUUGCAGGAAGUGCAGUGGCCGCACUGCUGGCCACAAGAGAGCCGGGCUGCGCCACCUCAGACCCUCCCAGCCACCAGCUCAGCAGCCUCUGGUCAGGGGUGGUCCCCGGAAACUGGCUGGUGCAGGGCCUUAUUAAGUGCAGGAGCCUCUCCAACUGAAUCUCGUGCCCAGAUGUUCACAUCCGCAGCAGGCCAGCGAGGGGGCAAGCAGGGAGUUGCAACAGCUGCUUCUGAAAGGCAUUAACCACCCCUCUCUGGCCUUACUGGCAUUUUUUUCUUUUCUUAAUAAAGCCCAGUCUUCCUCGUU